AGUCGUGUGACCCACUAGCAGCGAACCUUCGAUUCGCGACAUUUCAGCCAGCCAGUACUUAGUCUCUGGUCUCAUCGCACGAUGAAUAACCAAACUCCCCGCUCUGUGUCGCUCGAAGUAAGCACUAUGCGGCACAUCAACCAGCUUCCGAUAACAUCACUGGACGAUGCGACCGAACGGCCUGCAUCAGUACCUUUGGUGAAUCGGCCGGCUCUCCAGUUGCCAUCUAGAGAUUUAAAAGCUCUCAGAACAUCUCGUGUCGCGAGCGAAUCGAAAAUAUCAAUGACAGGGAAACAAGCUGUCGCAGCUCUUGAUCUCAUGGGCAAUCUGAAGCGAGCAGAACCAUCCGUUGUCAAAACGAGAACAGGAAGCGUGUUGUCCCGAGGCUUCAUCUUGAAAACCGAUUAUUAUCCGUCUGGCCGAGGUCUUGAUCUCGAUUUGAAUGUCCACGGUGCCCCCAACUUUAGGGCAUCACGGCCAGGCAACACAAACGUUUUCGGAGUUGCACAACCUCGCACACAAGGUCUUCGAGCGAUUCUAUCGGUUUUACGCUGUCGACCUGGCACUGUCGGUCCGUCUCACGUCGUUUGGUUUUCUACGCGGGAAGAGCCGAUCGUGUAUAUAUCAGGACGACCCUUCGUGUUGCGCGAUUCCGCUGAACCAAGAAGAACCCUAUCAUUAUCCGAUCGCGCCGAAAAUCUAGAAGCCAUAGAAGAACGUUUGAAAAACGACAUUUUACAGGAAUCAACAAAGUAUGGCGGCCUAAUAUUAACUCACAAUGAAUUGCCUGCCGAGAGCGGCGAUGGCGCCGUUUUGCCUACCUGGACCCAUGUUGACAAGGUCAACGUAAGAACAUCACGAGAACUUUGGGACCAAAUGCGUGCAGAUGGAUGGAAUGUAGAGUACCACCGUAUCCCUAUAUCCCCCGACCGUCCCAUCGAAGACAACUAUUUAGAUGCGUACCUACGUGUUAUUAAAAACACAGAUCCGGUCCGAAGUGCCCUUGUAUUUUCUUGUGGUAUGGGUGCCGUCCGAACUACAUUCGCUAUGGUUGCAGCCGUGAUCGUCAGGAGGAAGAUGUUGCUCACUAGGGGCUUAGAAGACCCAUACGCGAGUAGGUCAUCUUUGUUGAGCAAUUUGGGUAACGGCAGCUCCGGAAUCAGUACGCCUACAAAUCAGGCAUCCACUGAUAUCAAGCUGGCUCAAGCGCUGGAAAAUGCUAGUGCGCAACAGGACCAAAACAAGUCGUUGCUGAGAUUGACAUAUGUGUUGCAGCGACAUCUCCAUUCGCAGUCUGUGAUUGCCUUGCUCAUGGCGCAACCCACACUCUUGGAGAACUUACGCAAAGCGCACCAAGGCAACUAUGGAGUAAUACUGAGUUUACUUGGGUGUUUGGAUCACGGCUUACGGGCUAAAAGACUAGUUGAUCGCGUAAUCGAUGCAUGUGAUCAGGUCACGAAUCUUCGGGAAGACAUCCUCACCCACAGGGUCAAGUAUUCACUCACAACAGCCGAUAGUGAUGAAAGCAAACAAGAAGAUCAUUUAUCCAAGGCUCGCGGAGCGCUGGAGAAAUAUUUCUUUAUGAUUACCUUCGCGAGCUAUGUUGAUUCUGUCGAGGACUUUGAGAUAACCUUUUCGGAUUGGCUGAAGGCGAGAACAGAAAUUUGGAAUCAGGUCAUGUUCCUCCGCAAGAUAUACGGUUCGAGACUCAACAUCUUCGCGCCCGUCAACGACCUUUCCCUUUUGUCGAGAUCAGGAACGGAAGAUAAGUCCCUGGUGGCUGGACAGAAGAACGAUGUGGAGAUUGCCGGAGGGCAGCUGCUCGGCGAUGAGUAUAGCGACCACGUUGUUAAGAAUCGGAGUGGAAUCAUUUUGCGAGAGAGCACGCUUCUCAAAUCAGACCAAUGGCUUUCAGAAUCUCAUCGUGUUUCCGACUCAGUCCGCGGGGCUAUUAACUUUCGUAAUAUACCCGGGACUAACAUCUAUGCGAGUGGCCAACCGACUGAAUCCGCAGUCGACGAGGUGGUGCAUCGUGUUAAAGAAGCGCAUCCCGAUGUAAACAAAGUCGUGUGGGUGACAUUAAGAGAAGAGCCCAUUGUUUAUGUCAACGGUGCACCUUACUGUUUAAGGCGCGAGCGCUUCUCCCUCAGGAACAUGAAGGAUUAUGGAGGAAUUUCUGCAUCGCGGCUGGAAGUCUUGGAAGAGCGCCUCAAAGAUGAUGUCCUCGCAGAGCUUGAAGCGUUUGGGGGAAGGCUGCUUCUUCACACAGAGACCCCAGAUGGAUCUGUGAUUCCCAUAUGGGAAGAAGUACACCCUUCAAACGUCGCAGUGCUAAAGGACAUUAUGGCAUCCCGCAAAUCUAGACAUGGCUUGGAUCUCCAAUACGUUCGGAUCCCAAUCACAUCCGAGCGUCCUCCCGAUUUCGCAGACAUCAGUGAGCUCAUGGACCUUGUUCUUCGCACAGACUCUUCCAGUACGGUUACGGUCGUCAAUUGUCAGCUUGGACGAGGAAGGAGUACUCUAACUUCCGUGUUAAUUGUCCUCAUUCAACAAUGGCUGCAGGACAGUCGGACGCUUUCUCAGUGGUCGCCUCGAACAGAGUCUCGCUCACUGUCAACGUCGAUGACUUCUGAAACUUUUCACGAUAAGCCUACAAAUAAGCGCCUUUCAUAUCAGGUCAUCAAUAAUCUCCUUCGAAUCGUCCGAAAAGGUUCUGCAGUCAAGAAUACUGUUGACGAGGUCAUUGAUCAAUGCGCGAUCGUCAUGAAUCUCCGAGACUCUAUCGAAGACGAGCGUAUUUUGGCUGAGGAAGCGACUGAAGAGAAGCAAAAGCGCGUUCAUGCCUCAAAAGGGAUGCACAAUUUGCGACGCUACUUUGAGCUCAUUCUGUUUCAGGCGUACCUGCGAUCUACUGAGCCAGAUACGAUGCAGUCAUUUGAGACGUUCAAGAGUUUCAUUGAGAGUCGACCAGUCAUCAAGACGUUCGAGAAGGAACUCAUUGCGGAAGGUUUGCACGCCCUCAAGCCACUCGAGCGUGCGGACAUUGAGAGUGUAGCUCGUCCUGAUGAAGUCAAACGAGUAGUAGUAACCCGAUCUGGCAGCAUUCUCUCUGCGUCUACCAUCCUCAAGAGCGACUUCUUCUGCAAUCUGCAAAAGAUGUCGCUCCCUGAGAGGAUCGAAGGCUCUCCUAAUUUCCGUCGCGUGCCGCUGACGUUGAAGCUGGCUUCUUCUCGGACUUCUUCUCCUGUAGAUCCGGCUGAUGAAAAGAUGGUGUGCGGAAGCGGAAUGCCUACAGUUCAAGGUUUGCGGCGAGCCCUAGCACGCGUUGAUGCUGAUCCACAAGGACACAGCAUGGUGUAUUGGACCUCCUUGCGAGAGGAACCGGUUAUUUAUAUUGCAGGCCGCCCGCAUGUUCUGCGGAUCGUAAACAAGCCACUCGAAAACGUAGAAUCAACUGGGGUCACAACAGCCAUGGUGGAGGCUAUGGAGGAACGUUUCAAGAAAGAUGUUAUACGUGAGGUCAGAAUGGGCGAUGGACGUAUCCUUCUGCAUGAUGAGGUGGAGGAGCGCCCUGGCGUGUUCACUAUCAUACCCAUAUGGGAGACGGUGGAUGAGGAUGAUAUUAUGACCCCAAGAGAUGUUUUCGAUCUUAUGGCUAAGGAGGGGUUCAAGAUCAAUUAUGGUCGAGUUGCUAUCACCGACGAACAAGCACCGUUGCCUGAUGCUCUGUCACAAUUACUGGAACGUGUCCGGUUUGGAUACUCAGAAGCGGACGACUUCAUAUUCAAUUGUCAGAUGGGCCGUGGUCGCACGACCACUGGGAUGGUCACAGCCUGCUUGAUAUCAACGACGAUGAACUGGCAGGGCGAGGAGAACUGCAUUGACACACAGGAAGACCUCAACUCUACUGAAUUUGACUCCAUUGAUGGUCCCUCAGAAGAACAGGCUUAUCGACAAGGGGAGUACAAGACAAUAUUACAACUUGUCGGCGUUUUGUCUCACGGCAAAAUUGCAAAGCGCCUGACGGACCGCGCCAUUGAUCUUAUGCAGGACGUACAGAAUCUUCGCAAGUCAAUAUACGACUACAAACUAAAGGUAGAGUCUCUGGAAAAGGGAAGCGCGAUGCAACGGAAGUUGAUGAACGUUGCGGUGAAUUACCUAUAUCGCUAUGGCUUGUUGAUUGUAUUUGCCAAUUAUCUCAUUGAAAUACGGGAGAUGCAGGGAAGGGAGACGAGAGGGUUUUCGGAUUGGCUCCGAGAACAUAGAGAAAUUGCGAAGCUGUUGGGGAGGAGGUCAUUGGACUGAGGAUGGGCGCCCUCUCCAUGAUGAUGAUGGCAACGACGACUUACUUAUAGUAUCGCACCGGUUUUGUUUUGUCUCCAUAAAUAUCCAUGCCCAUAUGUUGUUAACGUGUA
This is a messenger RNA of Suillus clintonianus, 4415 nucleotides long. Its product is annotated as inositol hexakisphosphate-domain-containing protein. Bases 82 to 4305 code for a protein of 1407 amino acids. The transcript has 33 exons. Lineage: Eukaryota; Fungi; Basidiomycota; Agaricomycetes; Boletales; Suillaceae. The record is from RefSeq and is a predicted model, not a curated record.